AUGGUGGAGCAUCUCAUGCAUCGUUUACUCUUUCAAUCGACGCCAAAGGAACUGACCAAUGUCACCGAAAUCGAUGAUUCGUUUCCGAGUUACAUUUCAUCACGAUAUGCCGCAGGAAUCGUGGCUAUUAUUGUUUACAUAUCUUUAAUCGCCUGGUUUAUCCAUGCAUUAUACUCGAAGUGUCAUCCGAGGUAUUUCGUUAUGUUUAUUUUAUUAUCGCACUUGAUCACUUUUAUCGAAUUGAUCUUACGUGCGACGUUGACGAACGAGUAUAUUCAGAUAUAUCCUCAAAUUACGAAGCUUCUCUCGAUUCUCCCGCCUCGUUUUUUGCUGUUGAGUAACUAUAGUUACUUAGCUGAAUUGCGCAAGUCACAUGUAGCAUUUGCGCAAUUCAUUGUCUUAACCAUUAUUCUAUUCACCGAUAUCUUUCUUCAUGUAAUCAAUGAACUUUCCUCGCAAUCAGAUUAUCUUCGUCAAGCAUCAGCUGUCCUGGUUUUUUUUCUUUCUCUUCUCUUCUUUUUACUUUGGUAUUGGCAAUCUUCACAUCUCUCGCGUUUUUACACCGUACCCUUAUUACCAGUUUCAAGCAUGUGUGUGUUAAUCGAAGCAAUCUAUGUGCAAAUGACACUCAAACCGUUUCUGCUCGAUAUUCUCGUACAGAAUGAACUGUACUUCUAUCUAGGUCAUUCAUUUCCACUCGUUGUCGCGCUUUGUACUUGGUCGAUGUAUCAUCCGUGGAGAGUGUCACCGUUGUUGACGGAUGAUCGCUGUCUAAGUGACUUCGACGAAAGAUUGAAUCAACGUUCGGCCUCGAUCUGA
Adineta ricciae is the source of this 819-nucleotide messenger RNA. NCBI's taxonomy places the organism in Eukaryota, Metazoa, Rotifera, Eurotatoria, Adinetida, Adinetidae. The record is from the annotation of a GenBank genome assembly.